GUGUCAGACACAAAAACAAUUCGUUUUAAAAUUCAUUUCAUAUUUAUAUAUAAUUUGACAACGAAAUCCUCUAAAUAUGUGUUUUUUUGGCUUCAUCACGCGUUUCCUGGUGAUCAUCUUUGGCGUCCUGGUACCGGCACGCUACACACACAAGGCGCUGGGCGUGGAAGAGUUGAAUGCCUGGGGCAAGUAUUGGGUUGUCUAUGCGUGGCUUGUGUGCAUGGAGGUAGCUGGAGACACGCUCUUCAAUUGGUUACCAUUGUAUGCGGAGACGAAGCUGCUGAUCGUGCUUUGGCUGGUCAUCUCCGCGCCCCAGGCCAGCGUCUGGGUCUUCGAUUCGAUUCUGAGUCCACUUUUGGUGCGCUACAUGACGCGGAUUGAUGAUAUUCUGCUGCACGGCAAGCGGCAUCUACUGCGCGAUGCCCUCAGCUACACAGUGCAACUGUGCUCUAGCAGUGUUGACACAAUAGUUCCCAAAAUCUCGUUAAUUUGGAAAAAGGCAAGUGAAACGCGAACCAGCGGUUCUACUGGAGUGGACACAGCCACCGAGGCCAGCAAUCCCCCCUUUCAAGAAGCAGAAACCGUUACCAAUUCUAAUACAAAUGUGUAUUAUGAUCCAAGCAUCGACGACGAAUCGCUUAAUGUGGCGAGCACUCCCUCCUCAUAUUCCAAUACUUUUCUGCCGGAGCAAAGGAAAAAGCUGUCGAAGCUUUCGCUGCCAGACCUGGCCAUGAAGACAAAUCGGCCAUCAAUCAGUCGGCCCAUAAUGAAGCAAUAUGUAUACGACAUGCCGGUCAAGGAUCUCAACAUAAGUGAGGAUCCACUAUCGGAUAUGGAGGAUCUGCUGAAAAGCGAGCGCGUCACCGCGGAGCUGCAUCAUCGUCCGAUAUCCAUGCUGAGAGAUCAUCGCCGUCACUAUCAAUAGGUUUCGAAACAUAGCACUAUCUCCGUUUUUCAAUAAAUUCACUGUUAAGCGACUGUAAACUUCUCUGUUAGGCAGUCAACUCAUAAAAGCCUGCCAAUACGUUAACAUGACGUCAUUUGCAGAGUCUCAAAACUCUAUUUGGACGCACGUAUAUCGAUUAAAUAAAUAA
Drosophila novamexicana is the source of this 1094-nucleotide messenger RNA. RefSeq names its product receptor expression-enhancing protein 4. The transcript has a single exon. The record is from RefSeq and is a predicted model, not a curated record. Gene Ontology annotation, molecular function: microtubule binding. NCBI's taxonomy places the organism in Eukaryota, Metazoa, Arthropoda, Insecta, Diptera, Drosophilidae. Bases 77 to 925 code for a protein of 282 amino acids. Gene Ontology annotation, biological process: endoplasmic reticulum tubular network organization. Gene Ontology annotation, cellular component: endoplasmic reticulum tubular network; cytoplasmic microtubule; endoplasmic reticulum membrane.